AUGAGCUCCACGUCCUUGGCUUCUUCCUUGGCUUCUUCUUGUUCGUCGGCGGAUGUUCUGGCCGCCUUCGACGAUGCCAUCGCUGACGGGGUGGACGUCAUAACCAUCUCGAUUGGGAGGAGGUCCGCUGUUGACCUCGACAGAGACACCAUCGCCAUUGGCGGCUUCCAUGCGACCAAGAGAGGGAUCUUGACGGUCCAUUCGGCCGGAAACGGCGGGCCGGAUCCUGCCACCACGGCGAGCGUGGCUCCGUGGUUGCUCUCGGUUGCUGUCAGCACCAUCGACCGGAAGUUCGAGUCCAAGGUUGUUCUCUGCAACGGAAAGAUUUUUACGUUUUUGGCUCUUCAAGCUGGCGCUAAGGGAGUCGUCUUCCCUUACGCAGAGCUCGACACGGCCUCCGUCGUCUCGUUGCCGGCAAGGGUUUCUUAA
Messenger RNA from Linum tenue, 429 nucleotides. Lineage: Eukaryota; Viridiplantae; Streptophyta; Magnoliopsida; Malpighiales; Linaceae. The record is from the annotation of a GenBank genome assembly.